AGCACUUCCCGGCCUGUCCCUCACUACUGCCGGGAGAGCGGAGGAUGAGGCUCCGGCUGUGGCUGCUCGUGCUGGGCCUGAGCGCGGGACGUCCGGGCGGGAGCCUGAGGAGGAGGACGGCAGAUGAGGGUAGUCCUGCGUCUCUGCAGACCCCACACUGGGAGGUGGUUCCGGAGCUGAGCUGUGACGGGCGCCCGCUGACCCUGGAUGAUGUCCUUCAGACUCUUCCUGACCGCCUGCAGCUGAGCCUGGCGCUGGGCACACGGAGCGCCCACAUGGAUCUGCACCGGAGCCGACAGUUACUGCCGGACUUUCACACUGUCAGCUAUUACCAUCCCGAUGGUCGCCGUGUCACAGAACGGAGACCUCAUCAGGUGAACUGUUACUACCACGGGACUCUGGUGGGACGCGAUGGCCCCUGGAGCGACCUCAGCCUGUGCUCCGGCCUCAGGGGGACCGUCAUCCUGCCUGCGGAGCAGUGGUUCAGCAUUGAGCCAGCCCAGGGGACCCGCUCCCACAAACACAUAGUGCGCCUCAUCAUCGAGAAAAAGAACAUCACGCGUGAGACGCACGAGGAAGAUACAGCUGUGAACAAGAGACCCGGGAGAGUGCUGCUCAGCUUAUCCGAUGAGAGUGCACGUCCACACCGGGUGGAAAGUGAGGUGAAGUACGUGGAACUGGUAAUGGUGGCCGAUAAUAGUGAGUUCACCAUGCUUCACCAGGAUUUGAGGGGCCUCCAUGUCAGGAUGAUGGAGAUCGCCAACAGGGUGGAUGCUUUUUACCGCACGCUGAAUCUCCGGGUGGUGCUGGUCAUGGUGGAGGUCUGGAGCCAGAAGGACCUGAUCUCAGUCAGUGAAGAUCCCGCUGAGACUCUGAACAGGUUCCUGGCCUGGAGAGAGAAGGAUCUGGUCCGCCGAGUACAUCAUGAUAACGCUCAGCUCCUAACGGGGGUGACAUUUAAAGACUCUUCUGUUGGCAUGGCCACAAUCAACUCUAUGUGCACGGUGGAUCGCUCUGGAGGGGUCACAAGGGAUCACUCUGUGAGCGUUCUAGCUGUGGCGUCCACAAUGGCACAUGAACUGGGGCACAAUCUGGGCUUGAAUCACGAUGUCGGAGACGGGACGUGCGGGCAGCCAAAGAUGGGAAAACAGUGGAUAAUGGCGCAGUCCACAGGGUUUAUGCCGGGCCUGGAGUUCAGUAACUGCAGCAGGAAAGACCUGAUCUCCAGUCUGCGCCAAGGAGGAGGCCUCUGCCUGUAUAACCUGCCCAGCCCGGGCAGCCUGUACGGGAGGGCCACAUGUGGAAACUUGCUGGUGGAGAAAGGGGAGCAGUGUGACUGCGGCCUGCUGCAGGAGUGCUUGGAUCCUUGCUGUAAUGCCAGCAGCUGCCAGCUGAUGCCCGGGGCUGAGUGCGCCUCAGAUGGGUUGUGUUGUGAGCAGUGUAAGGUAAAGUCCCCCGGGACAUUAUGUCGGCAGCCUUUGGGGGAGUGUGAUCUCCCGGAGUACUGCAAUGGAGUGUCUCCUCACUGCCCCGCCAAUGUCUACCUGCAGAAUGGGGAGCCCUGUGAAAGCGGGCAUGCACACUGCUACCAAGGAGAAUGCCGGACCCUCCAGAAACAGUGCCUCGACAUAUGGGGUCCUGGGUCUUCUCCAGCACCGGAUUCCUGUUUUGCUAAAGUGAACGUGAGAGGAGACAAAUAUGGAAACUGUGGACGAGCGACAAACGGCUCCUACCUGCCCUGCGGCCCCAGGAAUGUCCUCUGUGGCCGCAUUCAGUGCCUGGGUGGCAGAGAUCGCCCACUGUUGGGCACCAGUGCAGAAGUGAUCUCAGUGAAGAUAUCAGUGAAUGGAACGGAGGUCUCGUGUCGGGGCACAUACUUUAAUCUGGGAGAUGAUGUUUGGGACUCUGUUCUGGUAAAGACGGGGACGGUGUGCAGGCCGGGACAGGUUUGUGUUAAUCGGCAGUGUCGAGAUGCUGCAGAACUGAAGGCCCAGGCGUGCAGAUGUGGGGGCCAUGGGGUGUGUAACAGUAAUGGUAACUGUCACUGCGAUCCCGGCUGGGCUCCGCCGCACUGCGACUCGUCUGGCCAUGGUGGAAGCCAGGACAGUGGGCCGAUUUCCCAGGAUUCUGCCAGCAGUUCAGUGGCCGGCACUGUCUUCCUGGUUCUCCUGGUCAUCUGCCUCGUUGUCGUCCUCUUCUUCUGUUACCUGAAACGGGGAUGUCUGCAGAGGAUGCUGUGCGGGGUCUUCAGCAGUAGCAGUAAAUGUCAGUACAGAGUCACCCACAGCAGCGGCCCGCUCCGACCCCAGCGGCCACCACCACCGCACCGGACACAGAGUACUGAGCUGCAGGUGAUGUCCGCGAGUAACCAGUCUGAUUAUGAAGGCUGUGACCGGCCCGAUCCUCCAUCCAAGCCUCUCCCACCUGACCCAGUUCAGAGGCGCAGCCAGGCUGCUGCUCAGGACAGGCCACCUGCCCCAACUCGGCCCCUCCCUGUGGACCCCUUUCCACGUCGGGCCCAGGUGUCUUCUUUUACCAAACCCUCUCCUCCCAAGAAGCCAUUACCACUUAGUCCUAUAGCGCAGUGCCAGGACCCUCUGCUCGGGGUGGACGCCUUCUCUGACCAUGUCGCUGCGCUUCCAGCACGGCAUGCCCUACGACCCCCAUAUGCGAGAAGAACCCCCAAAGUGUAAUGUGUGGAAGAGGUCGGAGGAGACCCCAGGAGAGUCCCUGGGUGAAGCAAGUGACUGCAUAGUGACUACUGCACAUUGAGGCUUGCCUCAUAUAGG
Bufo bufo (common toad) is the source of this 2789-nucleotide messenger RNA. RefSeq names its product disintegrin and metalloproteinase domain-containing protein 15-like. The coding region runs from base 45 to 2693 and encodes 882 amino acids. Lineage: Eukaryota; Metazoa; Chordata; Amphibia; Anura; Bufonidae. Gene Ontology annotation, molecular function: integrin binding; metalloendopeptidase activity. The record is from RefSeq and is a predicted model, not a curated record. Gene Ontology annotation, biological process: proteolysis; integrin-mediated signaling pathway; innate immune response. The transcript is spliced from 24 exons.